Fundulus heteroclitus (mummichog) is the source of this 3898-nucleotide messenger RNA. It is a transcript of the gene aldh5a1, whose product is annotated as aldehyde dehydrogenase 5 family, member A1 (succinate-semialdehyde dehydrogenase). The record is from RefSeq and is a predicted model, not a curated record. The transcript is spliced from 10 exons. Lineage: Eukaryota; Metazoa; Chordata; Actinopteri; Cyprinodontiformes; Fundulidae. Gene Ontology annotation, molecular function: succinate-semialdehyde dehydrogenase (NAD+) activity. The coding region runs from base 136 to 1677 and encodes 513 amino acids. Gene Ontology annotation, biological process: GABA catabolic process.
CGGAGCAGGCUGGUCACGUGAGGGGAGGAGGAGCGCUCUGCCCCGCAUACAGAUACCGCUGCCUGCAGGAGCUCCAGCUGCCUCUCCGCGGAUAAACUCCUCCGUCCUCCGCCUCAGAGCUCCUCUGCUCCCGCUAUGUCUGCGGUCAGGGUCCUGAGGAGCCGCCGGUUCCUCCGGCAGCUCCCCCCCGGCCUCCCUGCCUCCCUGCGCAGACGCUACAGCCUGGACGUCCCCGCUGCGCUGCUCCGGACUCAGGGCUACUUGGGCGGCCGCUGGGUCUCCGCCGCCUCGGUGUUCCCGGUUCUGGACCCGGCCACCGGACAGGAGCUGGCCCGGGUGUCUGACUGCGGUCCCGCAGAGGCCAAGCAGGCGGUGGAGGCCGCCUAUGAGGCGUUUCAGUCCUGGAAGCAGACCACGGCUAAGGAGAGGAGCGUCCUGCUGAGGAAGUGGUUCGACCUGCUGGUGCUGCACAAAGAGGACCUCGCCAAGCUGAUCACGUUUGAAUGUGGUAAACCCAUGCGGGAGUCUCUAGGAGAGGUGGCGUACUCCGCCUCCUUCCUGGAGUGGUUCUCAGAAGAAGCUCGGAGAGUUUACGGGGACAUCGUUCCAUCUCCGGCUAAAGACAGGAAGAUCCUCCUCCUCAAACAGCCAGUAGGGGUGGCCAGCAUCAUCACGCCGUGGAACUUCCCCAGCGCCAUGAUCACCAGGAAGGCUGGAGCUGCUCUGGCUGCCGGCUGCACGGUGGUGGUGAAGCCGGCCGAGGACACGCCGCUGUCCGCCCUGGCUCUGGCUCAGCUGGCGGAGCAGGCGGGGAUCCCUGCGGGCGUGGUCAACGUGGUGCCCUGCUCCAGAGAGAAGACCCCGGCGGUCGGUCAGGUCCUCUGCACCGACCCGCUGGUGGCCAAGAUCUCCUUCACGGGAUCCACGGCCACCGGGAAGGUGUUGCUGAAAAUGGCCGCCGACACGGUGAAGAGGGUCUCCAUGGAGCUGGGUGGCCACGCCCCCUUCAUCGUGUUCGACAGCGCAGACGUGGACAGCGCUGUGGGCGGAGCCAUGGCCUCCAAGUUCAGGAACUCUGGGCAGACCUGCGUGUGCUCCAACCGCUUCCUGGUUCAGAGCGGCGUCUACGAGCGCUUCGUGGACAAGUUGGGACGGGCGAUGGACGCCGAGCUCCGUUUGGGUCACGGGUCAGAACCAAACACCACGCAAGGACCUCUGAUCAACAGCAGAGCUGCAGAGAAGGUCAUGCAUCAGAUAUCGGACGCGGUGUCUCGUGGAGCCAAGGUUCUGAAGGGGGGGAACCGCCUGGACGGGUCCUUCAUGGAGCCCACCCUGCUGGCUGACGUCUCCACCGACAUGCUGUGUACCAAGGAGGAGACGUUUGGACCGCUGGUUCCGGUCAUCAGGUUUGAGACAGAAGAAGAAGCUCUGGCUGUGGCCAACGCUGCCGACGUCGGGCUGGCAGGCUACUUCUACUCUCAGGACGUGGGGCAGGUGUGGCGGGUGGCCGAGGCGCUGCAGGUGGGCAUGGUCGGCGUUAACGAGGGCCUGCUCUCCACCCCAGAGGCCACCUUCGGGGGGGUCAAACAGUCCGGCCUGGGCCGCGAGGGCUCCAGGUACGGCGUUGACGAGUACCUGGAGGUGAAGUACAUGUGCUUCGGAGGACUGAGGCCCUGAACCGGGCCGGUACCGACCCGCUGGUACCGCAACGGAGCGGGUCGUAUGUGGUUAACGUCUGUGUGUUGGAGAAGCUGCUGGUGGAUCAUUAUGACCCGGUUCUGUUUGGUUCCACAGCGCUGAAAUUAACACGUUCUAAUCCGUCCUGCCGCUGGUUCUCCACCGAUUAAAGCAGGGUUCCUGCGGUUCCUUAAAAAGUCUGAAAAGGCAUUGAAUUCUUCAGUAUAAAACUAAGGCCUUAAUCGGUAUUAAAAUGUCUUAAAUCAGUCAUUCAUAGGUCUUAAAUUUGUUACCAUGUCAUAAAUAGGAUUUUAUUUUUGUAAUCCAUAUCAAACAUUAAAAUAACUGAAACAAUUUAUUAAUUUUUUUAUUCACCGAACAGCCCUGUAUUGGUUCCGUCCCAAUAAUGAAACCAGCAGGUAUCUCAGUUCUGUUCCCCUUCGUCUCUGAAACGCCUCCACAGCCGUCUGCGUCAACGACGGUGAUGUCAGAGACGGCUGUGAGAUAGAAACAGAUCAACGGACAAUAAUAAUAAUAAUAAUAAUAAUAAUAAUAAUAACUGAACUUUAUUGAUCUAACAAUGGAGAAAUUCACUUCUGCAUCUUAACCCAUCCCCUCGGGGAGCAGUGGGCUGCCAUGUGAUGCGCCUGGGGAGCAGUUGCUGUUUGGCGGUACGAAAGCAGAGGUGUUGUGGACUUUGAACACGGUGAGACGGUGAUGAGAGAACGUCCGGCACGGUGAUGUCACAACGCAUCAUAAACACGCUAAGAAAGCGUUAAAGACAAAAUAGCAAAGUUGCAACAGGUGGAGGAGGAACUGAAGAAAGGCUGCAGUACCACGGCAUGCUAACCAAAGGAGUUAGCACUGAUUAUGUUGUUUUUAAAACUGAUUUAUUGCUUAAUUUACUAGGGAAUAAAACAAAGUUCAUGAAUUCAGUUUAAUAGUUGUUAAAUAUGUGCUUUUAGCUUUGUUCCUGUAUGGAAAGUUUUUUUAAUCUUGUAUAUAUUAAGUUGGUCUUAACUUUUUAUUUCAAGUGGCAUUAAAAAGUCUUGAAUUUAUCUUGCCUUAUGCUGCAGGAACCCUGUAAAGGAUCAGUAAUGAAUACUGCCACCUGGUGAUGGAGUUAGGGAAUGCACUUAUCCUAAAUGCCCGCAGUGACGUCAUCAGCACCUUGGUACCGACCCAGAAACGGUCCAAAGCUCUAGAUUUACUAUGAGACCCAGUAGGUUUCCCAGAACUUUGAUUUACCCGGUCCAUGUUUGUGUGCCGUGGCUCCGCCUCCAUCCAGACACACAGCUGAUGAUGCUGCCACUAAAGGAACGUAGAACCUCCAUGUUCUGGCCAGAGGUCACGGUUCCAGAGAUCAAUCUGGGUUCUAAUCCCUUCAGGGUCAGAGAAACGUUCCCAUGUUCAGAGUCCAAACGGUUCCCAAGCAGGGCUGUGUUCUGGUGCCGGCCCACUGGGUCUGUUUCCAGAACCUUUACCAGAACCCAGAGAGCUGUCUCUCCUUUUAAUCCUGCUUUUUAUAUCAUCUGACAUAAAGAGCUUUUUACCUCUGAACAUUUAUUAUAUUAGUAUAAAUUAUAUUGAAGCACUAAGCUCCGCCCAUUCUUCACACCCUGGAAGCUGAUUGGAGACAAACUAAAAACACUAAACAUGAACUUUCAUGAUGACUUUAAUCUCAGAGAACUGAAGGCAGCCAGUGGAACCGGGACUUUGUCCUGUUUGGGUUUUUCCUCUCGGUGCCGAUGUGAAACGUCUGAACUGGUUUUGCUCCUGGAACCGGAUCGGGUCUGAACGCGCCGGUCCUGAGGAACGUUACUGAAGGCAGACGGUGGAAAAGCUGCAGAUGUUCGUCUGUCUUUCCUGUUAAAAUCAUCACUUUGUGAAUCUGCAUCUGAACUUAUCGUCGUGUUCUCCGUUGUUCUCUCUGUAGCGUAGCCUGAGCUUCAUCUACGUCACCGUACCAUGUGACCCAAACUGCACUUUCAGCCUAGCGGUCGCUGAGGGAUAAUUUUAAGUCCUUAUAAAAAACUUAACGGAGCAAUCACGCUCUUAAUGCCACAUUUUUUGAAAAUAUGGUCACUAAUGUAUUUCUGAGUUGGUCGAUCUCAGAAUCAAGAAGUUCUUUAAAGGCCGGUUCUGAUCCGAUGGAGGUGAAUCGUCUGAUUCCAGUAAUCUUUGUUUCUGUUUGAUCUGAAUUAAACUGGUGGGAGUAAAA